AUGACUUUAUCUUCCUGGCUCAAUGCUUAUUAUGAUGCGAACGGUUCACACGGUAGAUUGAGAAAUAGCACUCCCGCAACGACAAGUCACGAAGAAACCAGCCCAAGCGCUGGGAAGAACCCCAUUGGAAAUGGAAAUACGUAUGGUAUUGGUAGCCUUCGUGGGUCUGGAACAUUGCGGCCACCAGACCACCUAAUUGGUCCUGAAGAAGUUGUCAAUGCACCUUGUAACUGCCAUGAAUGCUGGAAUGGAAGGUUGCUCGUAAACAGCUCUGGCCGGUACUUCGAUACCGUAGAACGCUCCGACAAAAGGCGACCGAGUGUUGUAGAGUUCGAGCCGGAUAUGAAUAACGUAAAAAUGAUUAAUGACGUAUACCGUGCUGCCCUUGCUAAGGACAGAGAGCUUGUGCAUAGGGUCAUCUUGGAGGGACCUGAAACCGUCUGUGUGGUCACAAACCCUCUUGCGGAGAGUUACGCGGCCCACGACUUUUGCGUUUUUCUAAACCCGGGCAGUUCUCCCGAGAAUAAUAUGAAUGAAGUUCUCUGGAACCCUGUUGAACUCAAGCUUUUCGCCGGAGGGCGUGCCCAGGAAUGGGGUGGGAUCCUCCACCAUGCCAUCAUGGGAGGUGAUAUGUGGCUUUUAGAGCGUGCUUUAGCAGUAGGAGCCCGGACAAGAGAUCGAGACAGUCGGGGGCGUACCCCGCUCCACAUAGCAAUCCGUGAAGGACGCCUGGAUAUGGUUAAAAUAUUGACCAACUAUCCAUCCCAUUCCCCCUUCAUCCCGCGCGAUGUCUGGGGCCGAAACGCCUGUGAUGAGGCUGUACUCCGCUACGUGCGUGAGAAAAUCGCACGUGGGGGCUCUGGCUCGAAAAUUACCCUAGACCAGCGGUAUAAGAUCCUUCUUUGGAUCAUUGGCCACGAAGAAAUGCGCAAGGAUAAGAAUAUCCUACACCUCGCGUGUAGGUUUAACCAUACAGCCUUGGUACACUCCCUUGUGGGGAAUACCUCGCUCCGGGAGGACCUAAAGAACAGGCGAAUUCGUCGUAAUAGGUCACCUCUUUUAGACCAGCGGAAUAACUUCGUUGCUACCAUUGUGGCGAUGUUGGAGGGCUCAAGUUCAAGGGAUGAAACAUUAGUGCCCACAAAUGUCUUUCUACCCGGCCCUGUCGACAGGAACGAACCAGCAACGCGUCCAUGGUUUGAUGAUCAAGCGUAUAAUGGGUGGGCUCAAGGAGACUUUAUGUACGGUUGGUUUUAA
Morchella sextelata is the source of this 1257-nucleotide messenger RNA. RefSeq lists its product as uncharacterized. The coding region runs from base 1 to 1257 and encodes 418 amino acids. Gene Ontology annotation, molecular function: protein binding. The transcript has 3 exons. The record is from RefSeq and is a predicted model, not a curated record. NCBI's taxonomy places the organism in Eukaryota, Fungi, Ascomycota, Pezizomycetes, Pezizales, Morchellaceae.